Molecule: messenger RNA, 821 nt
Organism: Humulus lupulus (European hop)
Lineage: Eukaryota; Viridiplantae; Streptophyta; Magnoliopsida; Rosales; Cannabaceae
Product: probable NAD(P)H dehydrogenase subunit CRR3, chloroplastic
Exons: 3
Coding region: 95-589 (164 amino acids)
Biological process (GO): photosynthetic electron transport in photosystem I
Cellular component (GO): NAD(P)H dehydrogenase complex (plastoquinone); chloroplast thylakoid membrane
Source: RefSeq, a predicted model, not a curated record
UUAUUAUCCGUUUCAUUUGAUGGUCAUGGUUAUGGAUAUUACUACUACUGCCAAUUAGUUACACUACUCUGUACAAGAAGAGCAGAGAGCAGCCAUGGCUUGCUUAUCUUGCUGUGUUUACAUGACCAAAAAUCUCUCCAACUCCAACUCCAAUGGUUCAUCAUCAUCAUCAUCAUCACCAUCUUCCCUACCGACUCAACAGAAUAAGCCCCGGAUUCCCGCCCAAAACCUCACCCCCAGGCGGCGUCCGCCGCCGCAGCCCUCCGUUAUCGAAAUCGAGCGCGCAAUCGGCGCCGGAAGAUUCCGCGACGCCGAUCCCAGGGAAUUGGAAGAGGAAAAGAACACGAAAUUCGACAUGAAGAUGCUGGAUUUCCCAGGCAAGUUCGAACAGCCAAUACAGAAGAAGAUUCGCGAGAGUGCCGAGCGGAUUACUGAACAAUCCGAAAGAACGUUUCGUUCAAAUGGCAAGAAGAUUCUAAUGUUCACCUUUGUAUGGCUACUUCCAAUUUGGACAUUUUCACUUCUGGUUGCCUCUGGCAUCAUCAAGCUCCCAUUCACUAACCAACUUCUUGAUCAACUCAUUAUGUGAAUUUGCUUCUAAUUCAAAUGCAGAUUCAUUACAUCACCAUACAAAUAUGAUCAGAUUUGCUUUUGGUUCAGUGUGUACAGCAUGAUAUUUGUAUAUUUUUAGUCUUAGAACUGUUUUUGUGUGAAUCAUUGACUUUGUUUAUUGCAUUUUCCAACGAUGGACCACUUUCAAGGAUCUAAAGACAUAUAUUCAACACAUAAUUAAACGGUUAGAGGAAUUUGUCUGCUCAUAA